Molecule: messenger RNA, 1315 nt
Organism: Pecten maximus
Lineage: Eukaryota; Metazoa; Mollusca; Bivalvia; Pectinida; Pectinidae
Product: methyltransferase-like protein 24
Exons: 9
Coding region: 80-1291 (403 amino acids)
Source: RefSeq, a predicted model, not a curated record
GUACGUGUCGUCAUUGCAGGUGCUAUGUCCGGUCCGUGUGCUGGUGGGGGCGAUAGGAACCGGGUGGCCUGCGUGUUCUAUGAGGCCACCGCAAGGAAAGAGCUGUAAUAUGUAUUUCAUAGCUGCUGACGUAGCCGAAAAACAUGAGUUCGAAGCAGCCUUCAGGUGCUCCGUCAAGAUGAUCGAUUACAGAUCAUUCACGAUGCAGCUUGAGAAGAACAAUAGUACGGGAUCGAUCAUGAUGGAAUUAUCAGCAGAGGGGCAUGUCUCUGUAAUGCUGACGACCCAAAGUAAACAGCUGGAGUUUUUCUCCAGCCUAGCGAGGAGGGGCGUCCUCAGGAAAGUACAACAACUAUACGUCAAACUUGACGUCACAAAUGAGAACACAACAUCACAGCAGUAUAUGGCAUAUUUACAACAACUUCGAGAUAUACAUUCGAGUGGCUUCAGGAUUUAUCAUUUCAAGAGAAUUUACCAACAUGCGUACAAGUCCAACAGGUGGAGAACCGGUGGAUAUGUCUUGUUUUUUAUCCGCGAUAAAUCAAACGUGUCCCCAGCUCCAAUAUUACCUCCUAUUACAUAUCUAAGGAAUGUCACUGCUGUCCAGGGCGCUGCUUUAUACCACGAUUACAUGCUACAGUCACAGAUUCUAUGUAAUGCCUUGGUACGGGUCGGUCAGAUCGGUAAUGGCGGCUGGGAAAUUUGUAACGACACGGAUGUACGUCCAGCGUCAGAGUGUUUAGUCUACUCCUUCGGGAUGAAUGGGAAUUGGGCGUUUGAAAUAGACAUGAUACGAAAGUUUGGUUGCACUGUUCACUCCUUUGAUCAGAACGUGAAGCUGCCAUCGUACAAGAAUACAAGUCUCAUUAGACGCCAUUUCAUUGGGCUAUGGCAUGAAGAUACAUUCCUGUAUAAGAAUGGUGGUGAGAAGUUCCGGAUGGAAACGUUAAAGUUGUUACGUACAAGGAUGGGGCACGACAAGAUCCCCAUUGACAUUAUAAAAAUCGACAUUGGUGCAGCUGAAUGGCACAUUCUCCCAAACAUCAUUGAGACUGGUGCCCUUUUGGGAGUAAGACAGCUUCUGAUUGAGGUUCACGUAGCCAUACAAGGUGCUGAUAUCCAUUUCCGGGAGAAGCUGGUAAUUCUCCGGGAGCUGUAUGACAUGGGGUUCCGUUUGUUCUGGUCACACCCUAGCGAUGAGCCCGGAAAGACUUUCAGGUGUUCAGUAAACCAGAAACACACAACAUGUUGUUACGAAUUACAUUUCAUUAAUAAAAAAUAUGUUUCAUGAAUUCAUUAACAUUCUACACCGACA